Didymodactylos carnosus is the source of this 1789-nucleotide messenger RNA. NCBI's taxonomy places the organism in Eukaryota, Metazoa, Rotifera, Eurotatoria, Philodinida, Philodinidae. The record is from the annotation of a GenBank genome assembly.
CCGCUGACGAACCAAUGCCCAGGGUGUGUUCAAUUUGUUCGUAUGUUGAAUGAGGAUCAUCUUCGAUUAUUGAUCGGACAGCAUCAAUUGUUUCUUCGUUGAUCGCAGUUCGAGGACGACCUGAACGAGCAGCAUCUUCGACACUGAAAUUGCUACGGUCAAAUUCAUGAUACCAAUCGCGAACUGUUCGAUCAGAAGGCGCUUGGUCCUCCCAUGCUUGCACUAAAGGGACAUGACUUCCAUUGUGCGUUAAGCCAGUUUUCCAGUCAUAUAAAAUCAUUGUUCGAAAUUGUUCACGUGAGAGUUCAAAAUUCAUAUCAAAAUUUUAUAUCUUUGAUCUGAAAGAAAUUUAAAAAUACAGCGACGCACAAGACUUUUAAAUGUGUACUUUUGCACAUAAUCCUAAAUAUGUCUAACCAUUAUAAUAGAAUAGUUCAACUUAAAUUACGGCUUUUAAGAGAGCCGGAGGAAAAAACUUUUGGAGUGCCCUAUGUAAAUGAACCUUCGAUCAAAAACUGACUGAUCUUUGAAACUGAGUGAUACAUAUAUUUUUGUAGAGUAUUGAAAAGUAAGAACGGAAAAUAUCCAGUAGGUACAUUAGUGUUGGCAAUAAGUGGAUGGCGUACACGUUUUAUUUCAAAUGGAGAUCAGCCAGCAUUGCGACCGACACCUUUUGAUCUUGGAAAAUUAUCGCCAUCAUUGUCACUGGGACCAUUAGGCAUGCCCGGUGCAACUGCAUAUUUUGGCCUUCGGAUGAGUGAACCAAAAGUGGGUGAAAUACGUGUGGUGAACGGAGCUGCUGGUGCUAUGGGCAGUUUUGUAGGUCAAUUGGCAAAAGCUAAAGAUUUAACGAAAAUAUCGCUUGAAGAUGCUCUGAAAGAAUCAGCACCGGAUGGAGUCGAUGUGGGUACGGAUUUUCGUCAUGAAAUGAUUUCGAAAUAUAUACGAAUUCGAGGACGAACGUGUAUUUGUGGAUCAAUAUCAAAUUAUAACUAUAAAGAGCCAAAAACAUGUAGAAACAGGUAUACGGAUACCGGUGCGUACCUGAUCUCUUCUAGGUUUCAUUAUGAACAAUGUUUUAUAUGGUUAUCAUAUCACUUUCGAUGCGGCAUUUAAUUGUGAAAGUAGUUUAAAUCAGCGUUAAAAAGACAACAAAUGGAUCUGGAAGGGUCGUCACGAUAUGUUUGCAAGAAUGAAGAGUAUGUCGGGUUUUCUAAAUGUAAAACUUGAAGUUGAGACUGUAAUCCAGGCUAAUUCUGAAUACGCAUUUUUCAGUGAUAUCAAACUUUUUUCUAUUCUUCUUUAUCGAAUAUUUCUGUAUUUUUAUGUGACAAUUGGGCUAUAUUUGUAUAUGACAGGAGAUUACGAUGACUGUUAUGCAUCUGCUUUUUUUCUAUAUAAUACAUACACUACUCUCCGUAUACCUUCAUGGUGACGGGCGUUUAUUCUUCAUUUUUACACAUAUAUUCUUCUUUAUUUCCUCUAUUUCAUAAUUGACAAGUCCGGAGUCGUUUUAUUGUUGGGAUUUCUUUACUUUCCGUAUAAUGUCAACUAUUAUCGGCGCCAAAAUACCGUGCAGGUUACCAUUUUUUUUAAUAACUCAAAAUUAAAAAAAUGGCAACCUGCACGGUAUUUUCCAACAUAAAAUAUUUCCAAACAUACAAUGUUUUUUUACUAAUUUUCUUUACAUUAUAACUCGUUUAAAUGUUUGAAUAUUUGUUUUACAUUGCGGACGGACGUUGUUUUAAUGUGUGAUCGCAACAUAAACACAACGUACCAUGAUGACAUG